CUGAGGUUUAGUGAUGGUGAGCCACUCCAUUCACACACACUUUAUCAGUCUCUACUGCUGGACUUGAAGGAAAGAGAUGAAGGAUCCGCAACUACCAGGACUCAAAUCCAGACUAGCAUGGCCAAAACGCAAGGACAAGGAGGAUAAGAAAGCCAAGCCAAGUGAGACGAGUGAAACGCUGUUGGACAAAACACCCAAAGUCCUUCCAGCCCGUCCUAUUAUACCAGAACUGACCCCAGAACAGAGGAUGAGGCAGACACCGUUUGAGAGGGUGCUUUAUGACAUGAACCACGACCAGAGGGUAGUCAACGACCUCAUACUGGGCCGGAGGAUCUCCUUCUACGAGCUCAGGGGGGAAAUAGGGUGUGGGAACUUCUCCCACGUUAGAUUGGGUAUCCAUGCUCUGACUAAAGAGAGGGUCGCAAUCAAGAUUUUGGAUAAGCUUCGGCUGGACAAGAAGUCUCAGUCCCUGUUUGCCACAGAGAUCAGCUGUAUGGAGAAGCUGUCCCACCCUAACAUUGUUCGUCUCUAUGAGGUGAUCGAGACCACCAAGCGCCUGUACCUGGUGAUGGAGUACGGCAGUGGGGGAGACCUCUACUCACGUAUCACCAACAAGGGGCGUCUGUCUGACCUGGAGACCAAGCUCACCUUUGCCCAGAUCAUCUCUGCCAUCAAACACAUGCACGACAACAACAUUGUCCACCGAGACCUGAAAGCAGAGAACGUUUUCUACACCACCAGCUACUGCAUCAAGGUGGGAGACCUUGGCUUCAGUAUCGUGAGUGCUCCAACUGAAGUCCUCACCACGUUCUGUGGCUCCCCACCCUAUGCCGCUCCAGAGCUCUUCAAAGACAAAGGCUACGUGGGUCGUUAUGUGGACAUCUGGGCCUUGGGCAUCCUGCUCUACUUCAUGGUCACCGCCACCAUGCCUUUCCACGCCGACAACCUCGGUCGUCUGAAGCGCUGUAUCAUGCAGGGAGCCUACGCCUUCCCGGACUAUGUACCCAACCCCUGCCAACUAGCCAUAAAGGGCAUGCUGAGGCCCGUGCCCGCCGACCGUGACUCCAUCUCCCUGAUAAUGACCAGCACGUGGCUGAAGAGCAUCGAGUACCCUCGGGCGUACGGCCCACUGCCCCAGACGCCCUUUCACCUGGCUGAGACCUCCCAGGCCCUGUGUGUGGAGGAGCAGGAGGUGAAGUUGGCCCUGUCUGAUCUGGGCAUCAAGGGAGUCCACCUGCAGAACAACACCUGUACAGACAAUCGCAGCCCCCUGACGGGGACCUACCGUAUCCUUCUCCACCGCGUCCAGAAGAGGAGGUCUGUGGAGGCGGUGGGAUACGCAGCCCUCUACCCUGAGGACUUUGGCAGUAAGAAGGGCGGGACACCCACUGCUGUUAUGGACAAGCACAACCCUACCAGUGUCUGUGUUAUCCUAUAGACCAGGGAUUUUGCAACAAUUUUUGAACCAGGGACUGGCAAAUUAUGGAUAUUUUCUUUGGAUUAAAACAAACUAUUUAGGUGGGCCGCUUAUAUUGAAAUUGAACACUUGAGAAGUGAAGUUCUCCCACAACUAUGAACUAUCUGAGGGACCAGUCAGCAACAUCUCAGGGACCAGUGCUGCUCCAUGGACCUCCAUGGAGGUUGAGAGGUUGAGAAAUAAUGCUACAGAGUCUGGCCUCCUGUAUAGCCCAGGCUCCACCAGAAGAGAUUCACAAGACACACACACGCACGCACACACACACACACACGCACAGACACACGCACACACCACAAACACACAUACACACACUACUCUCACGGAUCUGCUGUUGCUUAUUCAUCACAGUACAGAUGAUAGAUAGAUAAAUAGCACCAUCUUGUGCUCACAUUAAUCAUUCCAUUUCAGUACUCAUAAGAAAUCUGUGACAGAAAGAUACAAUGGUGAAAAGGUUAAGAUUUCAGUGUUGUACUGUAUAGUACAUUAAUUAUAUUGCAGCUUUAUGUACUAACAAGGCUACAGUAAAUGACUUCAGCUUGUUGUGACGUUACAUCACUCAAUAGGCAUAUGUUUUGUACAAUUGGCUUACAGUGAGAGGCAGACUGACGCAAAGGAUUAAUAACACUAUCAUCAUCUUCCAAGCCUACUUAGUCCUGUGCUUCAUCAAAAUAUAACCGGGGUCGUGCUCGUGCAAGGGCAUGGCUAAUCUGUCUUAGUUGUGAUACAGGAAAAGUGCUUUGUUCAGAUAUUAAUUGUAAGGGAGUCAGGCACCAAGCGCUGGCCAAUACCCUGAUAUUUUAAUUACAAUACUUAGGUUUAUCCUCAAACACUUGUAUGCCUUCAACAUUAAUGUAACUAUAAUGAAUCUAAUCUUCAAGUAAAUAUAUUUGUAAAUAUGAUGCGCUGUUCACAAGUACAUUGUAAAAUCUGUUAAACAUAGAUAUUUUGUAGAUAGUAGAGCAUAUGCACAGAUUUUAUUUUGGAUAUUCAAUGGCUUGGAAGUCCAAUGUUUUGUCUGAAGAUGAAUGUCUAAAUUUUGAUAUAAUGUAAUUAAAUUGCAGUAACACAUUUCUUAUGAAGAUAAUUCUGUACAACCAUUUUAUAAAUGCUUUACUGAUAUACUUUAUAUAAUAUGUGGAUGAAGUAUAUCAGUAAAGUAUUUAUAAAAUGUUAAAGCAUUUAUAAAAUGUUAUAUUAUUUGCAAAUAAAUAAAUAUUAUUUGCAAUUGGAUGUGCCCAUUAAUGCUCAAGAGAAACAUAUCCUUUGAAUUUGAGCAUGACGUGAGUAAAAAUAAUGUUUGCAUUGUG
Coregonus clupeaformis (lake whitefish) is the source of this 2784-nucleotide messenger RNA. Its product is annotated as serine/threonine-protein kinase NIM1. Lineage: Eukaryota; Metazoa; Chordata; Actinopteri; Salmoniformes; Salmonidae. The record is from RefSeq and is a predicted model, not a curated record. The transcript has 4 exons. Bases 77 to 1438 code for a protein of 453 amino acids. Gene Ontology annotation, cellular component: cytoplasm. Gene Ontology annotation, biological process: intracellular signal transduction; protein phosphorylation; microtubule cytoskeleton organization. Gene Ontology annotation, molecular function: protein serine/threonine kinase activity; ATP binding; tau-protein kinase activity.